Messenger RNA from Leguminivora glycinivorella, 1302 nucleotides. RefSeq names its product DALR anticodon-binding domain-containing protein 3. Gene Ontology annotation, molecular function: ATP binding; arginine-tRNA ligase activity; tRNA binding. Bases 57 to 1301 code for a protein of 414 amino acids. The transcript is spliced from 5 exons. Gene Ontology annotation, biological process: arginyl-tRNA aminoacylation; tRNA C3-cytosine methylation. NCBI's taxonomy places the organism in Eukaryota, Metazoa, Arthropoda, Insecta, Lepidoptera, Tortricidae. The record is from RefSeq and is a predicted model, not a curated record.
GUGUCUGAAAGAGAGAUUGUGAUUUUUUUAAUAAAAGAAAACGAAAUUCACAAAAAAUGAUAGAAAACGUUUUAGAUAAGUUCUCUGAUUGUGUAUUUUUGUUUCUGACUGGAGAAAGCAGAGACGGCCAAGGAUUGUUAGUAAAAAGGCAUUCUGAAAGUUUAAACGUACACGGCGACUUCAGCUUUCCAAACAGAGUGAAAUCCUGGCACGGAUACAUUGAUGCUUCAAAGGCGAAAGAAAAUGAUGAUAGCUUGUUGCAGUGCAUCGGGAAAUCUACUGAUAAUUUAGUUCGUGAAUCACAAAACUGGGUCCUACAAAUAAACAUAGUUAAAGAACAUAAGGACCGCAUUCAUUUAUUUCUUGACCGAACAAAAUCUAUUCGUACGGGUUUGAAAGAAGCGUUACAAACCAACGCAACGGUUAUCAAAAGAAUAAACGAGACACUUGAUUCAGUAACAUGUGAUCCACUUUGUAAUGAUGAUACCUUGACAUCGUUUCGUUUACGACAUCUGAGCAGAACUAUACAGAAUCUUUGUACACUGUGCGGGAACAAAACACCCAUAUUUGUAAGUUGGAAAUCAUCUAGUAUCAGCCCUGAUGGCAGACAUAAGGUGCUGUGCGGAGCUGUUGUUAAUGCUAAAACAGGGAACAAGGAAAAUGCAGUUGAUGGGAAUGAAUUUAUAAGGCUACGCCAAGACGAGAUGACACUAAUCGCUCAACACAAGUAUGGAGUAAGGGUGUCCACAGACUCUAAAUGGAAAGAGUUCAUAGCUAAUCUUGGGGAGUCAGCUGCCAUAUUUGAGCUGCUUCAGACUAAACCUAGUAGUGCAGUUAAAAUCAACUUUGAUUGUUCAUCAACAGGGUCAAGUAAAGGAGCUGCUUUCAUUCUAUACAACUGUGCCAGGCUGGAGACUAUUGUGCGGACAUUUAAUGAGAAAGUUGAUGACGGAACUUAUCCUCCUUUACCAGACUUUGAACAUACGGAUUUCGAUUUACUCACACAAGAAGAUGAAUGGAGCAUUAUAUUCAACUUUAUUAUGGGGUUUCCGUCUCUCAUAAAUAACUCCAUGGAUAUCAGGGAAGCUACGUGCGAAUUCCGACCACACCAGAUCUGCGGCUUUCUGUGCUCUAUGGUUAGAGUGUUCAGCCAGUACUACAGGAGAGUUAGGAUACUGACAGAGCCAAGAAAGCAUCUGUUGCCAGUAUUGUACGCCAGAAUUCACAUGUUGAAAAUACUGAACGAGACCCUCAAGAUAUGCUUGAAAAUAUUAAAUAUUAAAAGUGUUACGCAAAUGUAAA